AUGGAGGAUGUUAAGAAGGUGUAUUCAUUGUUCCUCGAUGAGCAUCGCUCGGAACAAUUCUUGAAGGAAUAUCAGGAUGAGUUUAUGUUUAAUGAUGGCUCUGGUGGUAGCAGAUACCAGAUGCAAACAACUCUCAAUCAGUUUGCAAAUGAGGAUCAAGCUGCGAUCCGUGAAAUAGCUCUCCAGGGUAUCUCCACAAAGACCGGUGAUUUUACUCGUUGGACUUCGUUAAUUGCCAUGAAAUAUUUACAUCUUAAUUCUCUUUGA
Danaus chrysippus (African queen) is the source of this 267-nucleotide messenger RNA. NCBI's taxonomy places the organism in Eukaryota, Metazoa, Arthropoda, Insecta, Lepidoptera, Nymphalidae. The record is from the annotation of a GenBank genome assembly.